Molecule: messenger RNA, 1922 nt
Organism: Notolabrus celidotus (New Zealand spotty)
Lineage: Eukaryota; Metazoa; Chordata; Actinopteri; Labriformes; Labridae
Exons: 7
Coding region: 161-1651 (496 amino acids)
Biological process (GO): proton motive force-driven ATP synthesis
Molecular function (GO): proton transmembrane transporter activity
Source: RefSeq, a predicted model, not a curated record
GGGGGCGUGACUGUCACUUCCAAGGGUUACAUAAAAGGUGAUAACUAGGACCGGGCUAUGUCCAUGCUGCUGUGAGAGAGCUGCCUGUGGAGCCUGACCAACAGAGAAGCAUUAAAAAGCCUAAUUUAACAUCAGCAGCACAGGCAGACUGCAAAGAAAGAUGGCGGCUUCCCUGUUGAGGAUAGGACGACUGGGUUGUGUCAAGUGUUUGCAGGCUGAGAGCUGGAGCACUCUGAGCAGAGCGCCUGCUGCAGCUGCGGCUUUUAGCACAAAAUCCGGCGGAUCCAAGAAGCAAAAGAAGGGUUCAGACAAGGACCAGGGUAAAACAUACUUCGAUAUAGAGAAACUUGUACAGCACAAGUCAGUUGAUGUUACCAAGAAGGAUGUUUCUCCAGCAGUCGCCGCUGCUGCAGCCGCAGAAGCUGCAGCAAAACCGAUCGCAGAGGCUGUGGCAGCCGCUGUUGAAGCAACACCUGUAGUCGAGGCCUUCGCAGAAGCUGCACCAGUGGUCGAGGCUGUUGCAGAAGUUGCACCUGUUGUUGAGGGUGUAGCAGAAGCUGCACCAGUGGUCGAGGCUGUUGCGGAAGCUGCACCUGUUGUUGAGGCUGUUGCCGAAGCUGCACCAGUGGUUGAGGCCGUCGCAGAAACUGUACCAGUGGUUGAGGCCGUUGCUGAAGCUGCACCAGUUGUUGAGGCCGUUGCUGAAGCUGCACCAGUUGUUGAGGCUGUUGCCGAAGCUGUACCAGUGGUUGAGGCUGUUGCCGAAGCUGCACCAGUGGUUGAGGCUGUUGUCGAAGCUGCACCAGUGGUUGAGGCCGUUGCCGAAGCUGCACCAGUGGUUGAGGCCGUUGCCGAAGCUGCACCAGUGGUUGAGGCAGUUGCCGAAGCUGCACCAGUGGUUGAGGCCGUUGCCGAAGCUGCACCAGUGAUUGAGGCAGUUGCCGAAGCUGCACCAGUGGUUGAGGCAGUUGCCGAAGCUGCACCAGUGGUUGAGGCAGUUGCCGAAGCUGCACCAGUGGUUGAGGCAGUUGCCGAAGCUGCACCAGUGGUUGAGGCUGUUGCCGAAGCUGCACCAGUGGUUGAGGCCGUUGCCGAAGCUGUGGCAGAAGUUGUUGCUGAAGCCAUACCAGUGGUUGCUGAAGUAGUUGCAGAAGCUGCACCUGUGGUUGAAGUUAUUGCUGAAGCCGCGGCAGUCAUAGCUGAAGCUGCUGCUGAAGCCGCUACACCAGUCGAUGAAGCCCCUGUUGAAGCAGCUGUAGAAGCAGCACCAGCAGAACCUGCGGCUGAAGCUGCUCCUGAGGCCCCAGCUGCUGAGGCUGCACCUGCUGCUGAAGUUCCUGUUGAAGCUGCUCCUGAAGCCCCUGCUGCUGAAGCACCUGUGGAAGAGGCUGCUGCUGAGGUCCUAGCUGAACCAGUUGAACCGUUUCAGGCUCAAAUGGACCCAAUUCAAAAGCUCUUCUUGGACUCCAUACGUGAAUACUCUUCAAAAAGCCAGACCACUGGGGGUCUAGUCGAUGCAGGUGCAGAGUAUGAGAAGGCUCUAGGAGAGGAGGUAGCAAAGCUUCAGAGACUCUAUGGUGGUGGAGACCUCACAGCUUUCCCAGAGUUCAAAUUCACAGAGCCCAAGUUCGAUGAAGUUUCCCAGAAGUGAACACCAGCACUUUACAAAUAAACUUUUCUACUGUCGCCUUUCUGCCUGUACAUCUGUGCUCCAUGGUGGACCAUUAACAGUCUGCUUAAUGUCAGAGUUACAACGAACCCCUGCCUCCAGCGUUGUUGUGAGAGUAGAGCUAGGUAUUUUAUGGUAAUGUACUCUAAAGUGAGGGAUGUACAUUUUUGCUAGACAAGGGAAUUCUGAGCUGUGAAAUAAGCUUUGUGUGUUCAGCUGAAUGUUUAAGGGAAAAAUAAAUAAUUCCAGUUCA